AUGAACAGUUACCCGGCCAUGAAGCCCUGUGCCUUGGUGCUGCUGGUGGCCCUGCUGUGUGCAGAGACAGCCCAGGGUUUGCGCUGCUACCAAUGCCAGAACUACACCCACACGAAGACUUGUGAGCAGGUCACAUGCUCCUACCCUGGAGGGGACGGGAUCUGGGUCAGUCUAGAGGGAAACUUCACCGUGGAAUCUGACACUGUGAGACUGGAGAAUAAGGUCUGCCUUCCAGUCUGCCCCAAGAAGUCUGACUUAAGUAUGACAUUCGGUGGCCUCACCACCAAUUUCAAAAUUACUUGUUGCAAGAAGGAUCUCUGCAAUGUUGGAGUCCUAGUGGGGGGCAGUGCCUAGACCCUGGUGGGGGGGCUCCUGUUCAGCCUGGGGUUGAGCUUCCUCUGGGCCCCUCUGUUCCCGGGCCCCUCUUCUGUGCUAGCUGGACCAGGCUCCUACUUUGGGACCACAUUAACAACCCACAUUCCCUGA
Heterocephalus glaber (naked mole-rat) is the source of this 486-nucleotide messenger RNA. NCBI's taxonomy places the organism in Eukaryota, Metazoa, Chordata, Mammalia, Rodentia, Bathyergidae. The record is from RefSeq and is a predicted model, not a curated record.